GUCGGCAGUUCGAGUCGCUGGGGAACGCGCAAAACUCUCUGCUGCAGUGUUUUCACGCUCUUCGUCCGAUUUAUUUAUUUAUUUAUUAAUUUUUUUUUUUUCUCCAUCCGAUAAAUUGCAUUAAAGUACCCACGUACGUGCUAAGCCCUUGGAUUUGAAGUAAUAUAUUCCAAGCAGUUGGUUUCCAGAGGAAUUGGAGUGUGGAUAAAAAACAAAAAAGUCCGCUCUGCUGUUUUGAAGAAGAUCCUUUGAAAAGUCACAAAAGCGAGCAUGGCAACUGCAACGGAAACACCGAUCGUGAAUGAGGCUACGGAGAUCCGGUGCCAGGAGAAGACCAAGGGUGGGCUGCGGUACGAGGUGAUCCUCGCGGAGCCAACGGCCCCGGCGAAGCGCGCGCCGUCGCCGACCCGACCUACCUCGCCCACCACCAUGAGCCCGGCCCUGGUAGCCGAGAAGCUGCGCGCCGCCGAGGAGCGCCGACUGUCCCUCGAGGCAGAGAAGAUGGCCAACCUGUCGGCCCGCACCGCCAAAAUCGAGGAGGCCGCCCGCAAGCGCGACGAACUCACCAGCGGCUUCGUCAACACCACCCGCGAGAUUUUGGACAAGAAGCUCACCAGCAGCGAGGAAAAGCGCGAGGCCCACUACGCCGACAAGAAGAAGAAGAUCAAGGACCACUUGGAGGGGGUCGAGAAGUCGAGGCAGAGCAAAGAGCACCAGAACGAGGAGAUUCGCAUCGCCAUCGAGGAGAAGCUCAAGACGGCCGAGGCCCAGCGUGAAAUGAACCUCAAGAACAAGGUCGAACGGCUCAAGGAGCACGAGGAUCACGUGAACCGCGUGCGCCACUUGCAGAUCGAGCAGACCCAGAAGCUCGACACCGUGAUCAAGACGAAGCUGGAGUUGGCGGGCGAGCGGCGCAAGACCAUCGAGCGCGAGACCCUCGACAAGAUCCGCAAAUGCUCGCGCGUCGAUGCCAUCAAGUCGAACAAGUCCAAGUCCCUGGGCAGCGGAGGCAACGACGAGCAGCCAGCCAACCAGGAGACUGCAAGCUCCGGCUAAGAACACCGGCUCCUCCCUUCGCUUCCCCAAGCCACGGCUUCUCGCCCUGUCACUAUAUACCUUCUGUCGCCGAGUUGUCUUAUUUUCAUUUUAUCGUUUAGCCAUUAUCGUCACUAACGACUACGAGUAUUCAAGAGAGUCAACAAUGACAGCACUGCCUUUUUUUUUAUACUUUUACUUUAAAGAUAAUAAUACGUUAGGAAAAAAACGCUAAUAUACGUUGUAGGCACUGUAGUGUUUGUUUGCGCAAACGUGCGCGCGGAGCUCAAAGCUCUGUAUCUACUUUAAAUUUUUUUUUUUUUUUUUUUGCGGUACGAACAAUGGCCAUGGAAAUUAAUUGUAGUUGAUCGCGCUUGCAUGCGUCGUGUAUUCUUUAAAGACUGCGAGCGUUUGGGCAAGUUGAAAACUGCUGUGUCGUUGCGGAUUGAAAAAAAAAAUAAUAAAUAAAGACUACUUAUCGUCGCUCUGGAUUUUCUCGAGUUUGGAAACUUGGUUUCCAGCUGGAAAAUGAGCAACCGAUUUCGAUUGCUGAUGCUUUAUUGUGAUUAUUAGGAACUUGACUGCUUGCUUGACUGAGUUUGAAAGAUAGACUUUUGGUAACUAACGAUUAAUAUUUUUUUUAUCGCCGCAAACUCUUUUUACAAGUAAAUUUCGAGUACAUUUUGCUACAUAUGUUUAUUAUUAUUACGUUUAAGUAAUUGUAUGUUUGUAACAAUCGAUAAAUAAAUAAAAGUUUGUCAUGAAUCAUUUUUUGCACGCAUUAACAGGAAUUGUUGUUGGAUAAAUAAUGUUUUAUGCUCUGUAAUUGUUUAUAUGUAUAUUUCAUACUUUUGCCAUUUUUGUGAUUUUCAGCUGUUUCCACAAAAUAUAUAUACGCCGAUUCAGAUACUUGUAUUGCUGCUGGAGUUAUAUGCAAGUCAUUGUAUACAAAUUUUUUAAUCGAUUGAAAUUCUGAAAGUAUUAAACGAUUCCUUGAAUUUUAUACGAUAAGAUAAUAAAAUGAGCCUAUGGAGUUAA
This is a messenger RNA of Copidosoma floridanum, 2073 nucleotides long. It is a transcript of the gene stai, whose product is annotated as stathmin. The record is from RefSeq and is a predicted model, not a curated record. Gene Ontology annotation, cellular component: cytoplasm; neuron projection. Gene Ontology annotation, biological process: neuron projection development; regulation of microtubule polymerization or depolymerization; microtubule depolymerization. NCBI's taxonomy places the organism in Eukaryota, Metazoa, Arthropoda, Insecta, Hymenoptera, Encyrtidae. Gene Ontology annotation, molecular function: tubulin binding.